Molecule: messenger RNA, 609 nt
Organism: Eptesicus fuscus (big brown bat)
Lineage: Eukaryota; Metazoa; Chordata; Mammalia; Chiroptera; Vespertilionidae
Gene: IZUMO4
Product: IZUMO family member 4
Cellular component (GO): nucleus
Source: RefSeq, a predicted model, not a curated record
AUGGCUCUGCCGCUGUGACUGGAAAUGAAGGCCGCGCUGGCCCGCGGCUCGCACUGUCGUGGCAACUUCUUGGAGUUCUUCACCCGCCAUCACAUGAACCUCAAGUUCUGGUAGGUGGACGACAUUCCCGCGUCGGUGCUGCUCACUGACUGGAGCCAGGACAUAAGGAAGGCGCUGCACCUGGCCAUCCCCGCGAUCACCCGGGAAAAGCUGAACCAAGUGGCAAACACCGUGCACCAGAAGAUGGAACAGCUGUCCCAGGGGAAGAUGUAUUUCCCAGGGUAUUUCCCCAAGGAGCUUCAAGCCAUCUUCUGGGAGCAGGUGCACCUCAUCCAGAAUGCCACCGUUGAAAGCCGCAAUGAUUGUCAGCAUCACUGUGGUGAACAGGGCACCAACAUAAGCCUGGUAUCACCAAGCUUCAUGGGUCUAGAGCCCCCACACCUCAUCAACCUGACACUGGAAAAUGCUUCUGAGUGUUUGACACAGCACAAAUAGCCUGCGGGCCCACUGGACCCCCCAGCUGCAAUGUGGGGCCAGGACUCAGCUGGGCUGUCCCAGCCUGACUAGAGCAGGCUUGCUGCUCUCUGGGGGUCCCUGCACAACCCCAUC